Formica exsecta is the source of this 1557-nucleotide messenger RNA. RefSeq names its product lysosomal-associated transmembrane protein 4A-like. NCBI's taxonomy places the organism in Eukaryota, Metazoa, Arthropoda, Insecta, Hymenoptera, Formicidae. The record is from RefSeq and is a predicted model, not a curated record. Bases 600 to 1148 code for a protein of 182 amino acids. The transcript has 4 exons.
AGCCAGCGAUUCUCCCUUAAGUAUCUAAAAUAGGCGCGAGCACGUGCCAAUAACCUAAAUUUCUCUUAUUUUCGAUAUAACACAAAUUAACUUUGUUCAUGACAUUGUCAGGGCAAAAAUGAGAUAUCGUCGCAUCAUCGCUCAAUAUUCUGUAACUCACCGCGUUACGUCAUCUUGGGAUUAAGGAGGUGCGGGUGUAACAGAUUUAUAACAGAAUUAUCGUCCUGGCAUCUAUUUCGAUCGAGAUAGUCUUGAAAAGUAUAUGAAACAAUAGUAACUGUUUCAAAAGCGAAUUUUUUUUUUUAUUCUUCCCUUUCGAUGUUUCUAAAGAGAAACGAACGAUUAGAGAAAACACCCGUCAUAUUGCUUAUCUUCUUUUAAACUUUUUUUUUUAAUUAUUUGUCAGUAGACACUGCUUUUGAUUUCUCAAAACUUGUAAUAUAUGUCUAUCAUAUUUAGUAUAAAAGAGAGAAUGAUUUAUUAAAAAAUAAUUAUGUAUAAAAUUAUAUUUGUGCAGCGAAAAUAAAUAAUACAUUCAUUAUUUAUGUCAUUAUGUUAUUUCGAUAAGAUUUAAUUUCACAGUUUCUUUCCAUUUCAGGAUGCAAUUGACAAUAUGUUGCGGAUGUUGUUCCCUAAAAACGGGAACAAUUAUUAUCGGAGUAUUAGGAAUCGUGUUCAGCGUGUUUUUUCUAAUUGAGACCUUCACGGUGAACAUAAAAUGGCCACUGAUAUUUACAACGACCGCAAAGAUUAUCUUCGCGAUCUACCAUUGCAUAACAAUCCUGUUCUGUACGCUACUCGUAAUCGGCAGUAUAAAAAAAAAUGCAUUUAUGAUGCUACCAUGGAUGGUCCAAGAUAUGAUAAUAAUCGUCGUCUUUCUUGUGAUCACCGUUUAUGGGACGAUUGUGUUGUUUAUAAACAAUAUGGUUUCCGACGGUCUUUUUUUGUUUUUCUUCGGUCUAGCUGCAGUCAUGAUAAACAUGUAUAUGUGGUUGGUAGUGUAUCAUCACUUUCAAGAACUGAGGAUCGAAUCGAAAAAUUGCGCACAAGAACGGGUCUCUACGGUAAAUCGUAUAAUUAUCGACGACGGGGGUCCAGUUCGUCUGCGAGAAAGAAGUGAUCCAAAGUCUGCCAUAUCAUUCACAUAAGCGCAUACAAACUCAUAUUGAUUCGCAACAUGAUAUUACAAUUAGGUACAACCGAUUGCAAAUUGCGAUAAUUCACUUUGUUUUCGCGUAUUUACCUGGUUCGUUAAAGAACAACUUUGGAAAAUGUAAGACAAUGAUGUUAUUUUACGAUGUAUCGAGUCGACAAAACUGGCUUUUUCAUACACAUAAUCGCAAUUUAUCAUAUAACAAAUUGUAGAAGAGAUAGAGUGAAAGCGAGACGAGACAUAGGAAUAUAUCUUUUUGCGCACUUUUCGCGAAUCUAUACAUAUCAGGUCUACCGGAAAGUUCUGUCCGUUUUUGGAAUAAAACAAAAUACAAAUUUUUAUUACCGUCAAUAAACUUUAUUAAAUAAUGUAAUUGCCAUUAUUCGGAGAAGUAUUGUCAGCAA